UUUUGAACAAAAUGUAGAGAAAAUAUCCGGCACGCCAUAAAUUUUUCUAAUAUAUUGAACUUUUUCGAAACUAGCAAUGUUACGUUAAUUGAUAUGUCGAAUGAAACAGCGCCGGUUGCACCUUGGCAACUUUGUUCAGUCAUUGCUCAUGCAAUUGUUAUUGUCGUGCAUCUAUGCAAGACGCCUGUAAGUGUGAAAGAAACAACUAAUUAGAAAAACUACACACCCGGAAUUAUUGCCGCAGGUGAAGCACAAGAGAAAACGAAUAAGCCAAAUCGGUGAGUGGUGCCACUUAACGCGACAUUGCUGGAAACAUUCGACGACGACAAGAAGAAAAAAGUUAACGGCGAGCAAAAAGGCAAAGAGCGAAGAAGGUGGAACAAAAAUAUCAAAAGUCCACAAUGGCGAGCACCGGUGUUGUGGUUCCGCGAAAUUUUCGCUUGCUGGAAGAGUUGGAUCAAGGUCAAAAAGGUGUUGGUGAUGGGACGAUUUCCUGGGGUCUCGAAAACGACGAUGACAUGACUCUAACACACUGGAUCGGCAUGAUAAUAGGCCCUCCCAGAACCCCCUAUGAAAAUAGAAUGUAUUCACUGAAAAUUGAAUGCGGCGAUAGAUAUCCUGAUGAACCGCCCGCAAUACGGUUUCUGACAAGGAUUAAUAUAAACUGCAUUAAUCAGAGCAACGGUGUGGUUGAUCACAGAUUAGUGCCCAUGCUAUCCAGAUGGAAUCGGGAAUACACUAUAAAGUCAAUGCUUCAAGAAAUACGUAGAAUCAUGACAUGCAAAGAGAAUCUUAAAUUGGCGCAACCACCAGAAGGCAGCGUUUUUUAGUUGAUCACCUCAAUUGUCGUUACUGGCAAUUCAGCAACAGUUGCCGUUGCUGCUGCUGUUGUCCUGCAGUUGCUGUCAUCAAAGUUGCCGAAAAACGAAGUCAUAAAUCUUCAACGUAAACGUCGUCGUCGUUGUAUAAGUCGCCACCACUUGAACGUCUUCUCCUAUGAGAACGUGUUAUUAUUAUUAUCAUGCUUUUAAAUUUAAUUAAUCAAGUUAAAUCGCAAAAAGGAAACAUCAAAGAAAUAAAGUAACAAAAAUAGUAAUAAUAAGUGGAAGAAAUUUAAACAAAUAAUAAGUAACUAAGAAGGGAAUAUAUGAUAAACUUAAUCACACAAUCAAGUGAAAUUUAGGCGAACACUUGAAGAUUAAGAAGAGAACUACAGUAGUGACGAAAUAUGUGAAACAAACAAACAUAGUAUCUUACGAAUUCAUUAACACCAUAUACACUAGUAUCACACGCCUAUAAUACACACACGGCCGAAGGAAGGAAAAAUUGCAUAACGAUUAGAAUUAUAAAUGCAUAAAAUAUUUAUUAAUUAAUGAAAUAUUAACUUCAACAAUAGAUACAAAAGAAAAGCGAAAUAUGUUCUAUGUGCUGCUAAGUAAUUAUGCAACGCCAAUGAAACGAAAUAAAGUAGUAAACGAUGUUAACAUUCAGCCGAUUGAAAGCGUGCAUUUAUAUGAAGCUUCAAAUAUUGAACACAAAAGAUAUAAGCACCAAACAGCAAAACAACAUCUAUAGUGCAACACACACAGCAGGCAAUUUUCCGAUGGAGCGGCACAGCUGCUGCAUUUAAAAUUGUUUAUUUUUUUGUUCUGUUCUUAAAAGCAAAAUUUGUUGCUCGUUAUAGAUAUUAAUGUUCAAAAAAUAUCUUAAUUCGCUCACUCAAGUUAAAUCGAUCGUGUUUUUCGCUUUUAUUUGUAAUUCUUUGGCAUUCGAAUUUUUUCGAAAAACAUCAAACUCAGUAGAAAUCCGAACUUGAAUGAAGUAUAAAGUGACUGUACAGAAUGGUGCAUUCACAUUUGGCUUCUAAUAAGGAAAUUCCCAUUUUCUUUAAGAUUCUUUUCCUUAAUUACUAUAAAAAAAUAAACUUAAAACAUAAAUAAAUGCAUUAAAAACCAAAAUCUAAAAAUAA
Messenger RNA from Anastrepha obliqua, 1969 nucleotides. RefSeq names its product ubiquitin-conjugating enzyme E2 variant 2 (gene Uev1A). The record is from RefSeq and is a predicted model, not a curated record. Gene Ontology annotation, biological process: protein K63-linked ubiquitination; DNA damage tolerance. Gene Ontology annotation, cellular component: nucleus. The coding region runs from base 402 to 830 and encodes 142 amino acids. Lineage: Eukaryota; Metazoa; Arthropoda; Insecta; Diptera; Tephritidae. The transcript is spliced from 4 exons.